Molecule: messenger RNA, 703 nt
Organism: Telopea speciosissima
Lineage: Eukaryota; Viridiplantae; Streptophyta; Magnoliopsida; Proteales; Proteaceae
Product: peroxisomal membrane protein PMP22-like
Exons: 7
Coding region: 76-633 (185 amino acids)
Cellular component (GO): cytoplasm; membrane
Source: RefSeq, a predicted model, not a curated record
GUCUUGUUAGGCCGGGGGCGGGGUUGGGUGCGGCGAUCGAUUUGGAACUUGAGAGAAGAAGAACAAGAGCGAAUUAUGGGAGAAGUAGCCAAGAAGGGAUGGCAACAGUACAUGUUACAGCUUCAGCAUCACCCCUUGAGAACUAAGGCGAUUACUGCCGGUGUGUUGGCCGCAAUCAGCGAUUCAAUUUCUCAGAAACUCUCCGGUAUUCAGAAACUCCAGCUGAGACGGCUUCUUCUUAAAGUGCUGUUUGGAUUUGCUUAUGGAGGACCUUUUGGGCACUUCUUACAUUUACUGAUGGAUAAAAUUUUCAGGGGGAAGAAGGACACAAAAACAGUUGCCAAGAAGGUGUUGCUGGAACAAUUGACCUCUUCCCCUUGGAACAACAUACUUUUUAUGUUAUACUAUGGGCUGGUCGUUGAGGGAAGAACCUGGAAUCAGAUUAGGGGUAAAAUCAAGAAGGAUUAUCCUUCUGUGCAGUUGACAGCAUGGAUGUUUUGGCCAAUUGUGGGAUGGGUAAAUCACCAAUACAUGCCUCUGCAGUUUCGUGUCAUCUUUCACAGCUGUGUUGCAUGCUGCUGGGGAAUAUUUCUGAAUCUACGAGCAAGGUCUAUAAUGCAAGCUAAGGGAUAGGUAGAUUUAGAGAGGAAAUCGACCCAACACAAGAGGCUGUGGAAAGGUAAUUGUCUACAGUGACAGUAUU